Messenger RNA from Labrus mixtus (cuckoo wrasse), 1198 nucleotides. Its product is annotated as actin-binding LIM protein 1-like. Bases 99 to 335 code for a protein of 78 amino acids. Lineage: Eukaryota; Metazoa; Chordata; Actinopteri; Labriformes; Labridae. Gene Ontology annotation, biological process: cytoskeleton organization; cilium assembly; lamellipodium assembly. Gene Ontology annotation, molecular function: actin filament binding. The transcript has 3 exons. Gene Ontology annotation, cellular component: stress fiber; actin cytoskeleton. The record is from RefSeq and is a predicted model, not a curated record.
UUCAUGACCAUUAACCCUGCAGACCCCUUCCACUAUAUUACAUUUGUGUAUGUUCUAUUCUUUAGCACAUUAAGGAUGGCCGUGCAGCACUUGCAAGGAUGGACAGGGGAGUAUCUAUGCCUAAUAUGUUGGAACCAAAAGUGUAUCCCUAUGAAAUGCUCAUGAUAACCAGUAGAGGGAGAGCUAAACUGCCCAGGGAUGUGGACAGAACCAGACUGGAGCGCCACUUAGCACCUGAAACGUUCUUUGACAUCUUUGGAAUGGAGAUCCAGGAGUUUGACAGGCUUCCCCUGUGGAAACGCAACGACAUGAAAAAGAGGGCCAAGCUCUUCUAGCAUGCACAUUCUGUACAUUCAUCAGAUAGCACACAACUUCUGUACUCUAGAUGUAGGUUUUUUUUUGGUUUCUUUCCUUUUCUUCUGGAUCUUUCUUUUUUCUCCUGGAACACUGACGGAAGCUGGAGACGGACUCUUUUGGCUCUGACGCUUCCUGAGACUGUGAGCAGGAUGAUUUUUACAGUUAGCUGCACAGGAAACACGAGCGGGAAUCUCUUCAGUUCAAAAAUGACAAAGAAUGCAAGUGACCGAUAAAUAGGGUCAUGUUAUUUGAUUUGCUUGUUUUUUCUUCUUUCUUUGCUUCGGGUGGAAAUGCUUUCCUUUCUUUCGUGCUUGUUUCUUCCUCCUCUUUGUUGCUGAUGAUUCCUGUGGAACUUUGUAAGUACAUUCGAACCUCAUGGCGCCGUUUUGCUCGUAGCUUGAACACGUGUCAGCUUUCCUCUGCUUGGGCUGAAACUGUUUUAGUCCAAAGUUUGCAAGAAUCGGCUCAGUGAGUCUUUGAAUUUAAAAAAAAAACAGAAACAGUGGGGGGGCGGCCAGCGGACCCAUCAGCUGUUUUAAGGAUCUUCAUAGAAAUUAAUCCACACGCCAUCAGGCUCCUCCCCUCGCCGGCUGUACACUCCAAACAUCAUCCGACCCCGACUUAAAGAAAACGUCUCUCUUCUCAGGCCACACUCUCCCUUUAUGUAUCAGAAGGACAUAUCGUGAUCUAUUUUAACGCCCUAUCAAACGUACAGUAACCGACCCGCAGAUCAAAACGUUCAGAAGCAGACUGUGUUUGGAAGAACUGUUUUAUAAAUGAAACCCACACUGCCAUUUGUUGUAUUGAAAUCUAAGCCAAUAAAGCUUUAAAUCACCAUGAA